GCUCCACGCCCAUCACUGCUCAACUCUGACGGUCGGAGGAGCUCGGUGUCGUCUGCAACUGCAACGCCGGGAGCUUGCGAGGGGGAGAGUCGGACAGAGAUGGGAGCCAGCAUGUCGAAGACGCAAGAAACGGGAGCCACGGCGCCGCGCGCGCCGGCGCUGCCGUGGACGGUGCGGCUCUAUACCUUCGGCCUCAUGUCCGCCACCGACAUCGCCCAGCGGCCCGACGGCACGGUCAACCGCUUCGUGUUCUCGCUCGCCGACCGCCAGGCCCGCGCCAGCGCGCGCCCGGACGGGCUCGGCGUCGUGUCCGCCGACGUCGCCGUCGACGCGUCGCGCGGCCUGUGGGCGCGCGUGUUCUCGCCGUCGCCCAGGGCCGACCCCGCGGCGCCCGCGCUCCCCGUGCUGGUCUACUUCCACGGCGGCGGCUUCACGCUGCUCUCCGCGGCGUCAGCCCCCUACGACGCCAUGUGCCGCCUGUUCUGCCGCGAGCUCGGCGCCGUCGUGGUGUCCGUCAACUACCGCCUCGCGCCCGAGCACCAGUUUCCCGCCGCCUACGACGACGGCGUGGACGUGCUCCGGUACCUCGGGAACGCCGGCCUGCCCGACCUCGGCGUCCCGGUCGACCUCUCCCGCUGCUUCCUGGCCGGGGACAGCGCCGGCGGCAACCUCACCCACCACGUCGCGCAGCGCUGGACGGCCACCGCCUCUGGCCCCUUCCGCAUCGCCGGCAUCGUCCUGCUGCAGCCGUACUUCGGCGGCGAGGAGCGCACGCCGGCCGAGCUGAGGCUGGAGGGCGUGGCGCCGGUGGUGAACAUGCGGCGCUCGGACUGGUCGUGGCGGGCGUUCCUGCCGGAGGGCGCCGACCGGAACCACCCGGCCGCGCACGUGACGGGCGAGGCCGGCCCGGAGCCCGAGCUGGCGGAGGCGUUCCCGCCGGCGAUGGUGGUGAUCGGCGGGCUGGACCCGCUGCAGGACUGGCAGCGGCGGUACGCCGCCAUGCUGGAGCGGAAAGGGAAGGCCGUGCAGGUCGUGGAGUUCCCGGAGGCCAUCCACGCGUUCUACGUGUUCCCGGAGCUCGCCGACUCCGGCAGGGUCGUGAAGGCGAUCAAGGCGUUCAUGGAUGAGACGAUGGCGGCGCAGCCCAACCCAGCCAGAUCCUUGAUCCAUCAGUGACCAGAACCUGAAAAAUCGUGCCUACAACUUGCCGAUCGAUCGUGGACCAAAUCAUCCGUGGCUAUCGAUUUCAUAUCGCUUCUUGAUGUUUCGUUUGAAAAAAAAAUAAAAAAAAUCCUUCUUGCUGUGAAACUCUGAAAGUAUUCAGAGUAGCUGCCUUUGAUCGAGACGCGAUCUUGGCUAAUAAAUU
Molecule: messenger RNA, 1366 nt
Organism: Panicum hallii
Lineage: Eukaryota; Viridiplantae; Streptophyta; Magnoliopsida; Poales; Poaceae
Product: probable carboxylesterase 18
Exons: 1
Coding region: 100-1176 (358 amino acids)
Molecular function (GO): hydrolase activity
Source: RefSeq, a predicted model, not a curated record